Bipolaris oryzae ATCC 44560 is the source of this 741-nucleotide messenger RNA. RefSeq lists its product as uncharacterized. Gene Ontology annotation, cellular component: cytoplasm. Gene Ontology annotation, biological process: ubiquitin-dependent protein catabolic process; protein deubiquitination. The coding region runs from base 1 to 741 and encodes 246 amino acids. The transcript has 2 exons. NCBI's taxonomy places the organism in Eukaryota, Fungi, Ascomycota, Dothideomycetes, Pleosporales, Pleosporaceae. The record is from RefSeq and is a predicted model, not a curated record. Gene Ontology annotation, molecular function: cysteine-type deubiquitinase activity.
AUGGCAAAAUCCACGCAAACAUACAGCAAGCACUUCAUCCCACUCGAGUCGAGCCCGGAAAUAUUCACAGAGCUUGCGCACAAUCUAGGGCUGCCUGCGUCAUUAGGGUUUCAGGAUGUGCUUUCCCUGGACGACCCAGAGUUACUUGGGAUGCUGCCACGACCGGUAUACGGGCUGAUUCUGAUACUUCCGACGACAGAGGCAUACGAGAAGACAGUGGAGGAUGAGGAUACCAAGCUAGAAAGUUUGCAAGGCCCCAAGCAAAACGACGAUGUAGUGUUUUUUAGACAGACAAUUAACAAUGCAUGUGGGUUGUAUGCUAUUCUACAUGCUGUAUGCAAUGGAGGGGUGAGAGAAAUGAUAGAAUCCGGUUCAAUCAUUGCGAAAGUGCUCAGUUCAAGUCUGACGAAUGAUGUAGACGAGCUGGCUAGAGCACUGGAGAAUAGGCAGGAGUUAGAGAAGGCAUAUGCUGAUGCCGCUAUCAAGGGCGAUACGGAUGCGCCAGUCAAUGCUGAAGACGAGGUGGAUUAUCACUAUGUUGCUUUUGUGCAAUCGUCCAAGAGCAGACAUCUCUACCAACUCGAUGGAGACCGGAAACGUCCCAUUGAUCUUGGGACACUUGAAACCGAUGAAGAUGCUCUUGGAAGUAAGUGCCUUGAUGUCAUUCGGAACAUGGUGGCACUUGAAAACAACAAUGUCAACUUUAGUUUAAUGGCUCUGGUUGAAGGCGCAGAGAUGUAG